AAUGUGUCGGGCGAUGUGGACCGACACGACUCGUCCAACGACGACAACUUCGAUCAGGUGACCGACUUCUGGAACAAAGUGCUGACCGCCGACGAACGCGAACGACUGGCCAACAAUAUUGGCGGUCAUUUGGUGGCCGCCCAGCCGUUCAUUCAGGAGCGAGCGAUCGCCAACUUUGAGAAAGUUCACCCGGACUUUGGCUCUCGCGUCCGACUCGCCAUCAAGAAGGUGAAGAGCGCAAAUCUGUAAAAGAGUGGACGCUUUGGACCCAUAUAUUAACCGAUUCCUCAAUUUUUUUAUUCAAGAUAUUAAUGAGAUUUGUUUUUAUGGCAAUAUUUUGAGGAUAUAUCUAAAACUGCAAUUAUUAUACAGAAAACAUUUGAAACCUUUUUCUCUAAAUUUGUUUGAAAAUUUUUUCUAUUUUUAUAUAACAUUCAAAAAUAACGAAUUUAUUUGUAAUACUUAUACUUUUUUUGCUGUAUUAAUAAUAAAUGUUUUAACGAA
This is a messenger RNA of Medioppia subpectinata, 504 nucleotides long. NCBI's taxonomy places the organism in Eukaryota, Metazoa, Arthropoda, Arachnida, Sarcoptiformes, Oppiidae. The record is from the annotation of a GenBank genome assembly.